AUGGCAUCCUUCUUCGAUUCGACCUACUGGAGGGAGAGACUCAACACAAUCACCAAUCUCUUCAACGACGAAAGAAACCAUGAAUGUAUCGCAGAGCUGGACUUUAUGUUGAAUUAUAUCGAGCUUCCACCUCUUUACCGUAUUCAUGCCCACGCCCUCUAUGCUGCGGCCCUAUACGACUGGUAUCAAGCUGAGGAUGAGCGUGCUCGCGCUGAGUCUGUCUAUGCUGAUACUAGUACGAAAUGGCCUCUAGGCGAGAACGAAAAGACGGAUGAACUUCUUGACAAAGCACGUCGAAUUCUAGAUGGGAACCCAUUCACGAGAUCGACCCUCGAUGGCUUGUAA
This is a messenger RNA of Aureobasidium namibiae CBS 147.97, 345 nucleotides long. RefSeq lists its product as uncharacterized. The record is from RefSeq and is a predicted model, not a curated record. The coding region runs from base 1 to 345 and encodes 114 amino acids. The transcript has 2 exons. NCBI's taxonomy places the organism in Eukaryota, Fungi, Ascomycota, Dothideomycetes, Dothideales, Saccotheciaceae.